AUGGAAUCAGAAGAGAGACCUUGUCUUUGGAUUGAGCUCCGAAGGAAGAACGACGCCUCAUUUUCACCUUCCAUCAAUUGUUUCUUCUCCGUAGAGCCGAAUCAUUUCCAGUCGAGAAAGUAUAAAAUGGCUGAUGGUGAAGACAUUCAACCCCUUGUCUGCGACAAUGGAACUGGAAUGGUUAAGGCUGGUUUUGCUGGGGAUGAUGCACCGAGAGCUGUGUUUCCGAGUAUUGUAGGCCGUCCUCGUCACACCGGAGUGAUGGUUGGAAUGGGACAAAAGGAUGCGUACGUUGGCGACGAAGCUCAAUCCAAGCGUGGUAUUCUAACUCUCAAGUACCCGAUUGAGCACGGUAUUGUCAACAAUUGGGAUGACAUGGAGAAAAUCUGGCAUCACACUUUCUACAAUGAGCUCCGUGUUGCUCCCGAGGAGCAUCCCAUUCUACUCACUGAAGCACCUCUCAACCCAAAAGCUAACCGUGAGAAGAUGACUCAGAUCAUGUUUGAAACUUUCAAUGCCCCUGCCAUGUAUGUGGCUAUUCAAGCUGUCCUGUCACUUUACGCUAGUGGUCGUACCACUGGUAUUGUGCUUGACUCUGGAGAUGGUGUGAGCCACACGGUUCCUAUCUACGAGGGUUACGCUCUCCCGCACGCCAUCCUACGUCUUGACCUUGCAGGUCGUGACCUCACGGAUGCUCUCAUGAAGAUCCUCACUGAGCGUGGUUACUCAUUCACCACAACAGCUGAGCGUGAAAUCGUCAGAGACAUUAAGGAGAAGCUUUGCUACAUUGCUCUUGACUACGAGCAGGAGCUUGAGACGGCUAAAACCAGCUCUGCUGUGGAGAAGAACUAUGAGUUACCUGAUGGGCAAGUGAUCACCAUUGGAUCUGAGCGGUUCCGUUGCCCGGAGGUUCUGUACCAGCCGUCUAUGAUCGGUAUGGAGAAUGCUGGUAUCCAUGAAACCACAUACAACUCCAUAAUGAAAUGUGAUGUGGACAUCAGGAAGGACUUGUAUGGUAACAUUGUGCUUAGUGGUGGGACAACUAUGUUCCCUGGGAUUGCUGAUAGAAUGAGCAAAGAGAUCACUGCUUUGGCGCCGAGCAGCAUGAAGAUCAAAGUCGUUGCACCGCCUGAGAGGAAAUACUCUGUCUGGAUUGGAGGAUCCAUCUUGGCCUCCCUCAGUACCUUCCAGCAGAUGUGGAUUGCAAAGGCGGAAUAUGAUGAGUCAGGCCCGUCGAUUGUUCACCGGAAAUGCUUUUGA
Messenger RNA from Microthlaspi erraticum, 1260 nucleotides. NCBI's taxonomy places the organism in Eukaryota, Viridiplantae, Streptophyta, Magnoliopsida, Brassicales, Brassicaceae. The record is from the annotation of a GenBank genome assembly.